AUGGCGAUCGAAGCCGCACGCAGACGGGCCGAGCAGCACGAAGUCGUUUUCUCGCAAUUCGAGCUCCGCGAGGUUACAGUUGGAGCAGCCCUCGUUCUGACUGAUGAUGUCGACGCUGAGACCACUAUCUCUCUCAAGCCGUAUGCUGAGGGUACUCGUGGCAACUCCGAUAUAUGGGACGAGUUUCGUAUCUGUUCGUGGACCUCUAAGCGUGGCUGGACUGCACACUGCUCCGGUUUGAUCCGUACACGCACCAACAAGAAGCAGCAGACGUCUGUGUCAAAUGUUGCCGAGUCUGAGGAAAAGCACUUCCGCGCUCAGAUGGACACCGUUCUGAAGGAGGCUACGUACACUAUUGAGACGCAGAACAUGUACCAAGUUCUGGCGGAUGUCGGGGCUGGUUACGGCCCAGUCUUCCAGGGUCUCGAGAAUGUGUUCUCGAGCUCUGUCCAUUCGCGUGCCGAUCUAUGCGUCCGAGACACGAAGACGGUCAUGCCAAAGAAUUUUGAAGCACCAUUGAGUAUUCAUCCGACCUUUUUGGAUGCCCUUCUACAUUUGGUCUGGCCCAUUCUCGGCCAGGGUCGCAUGGAGCUGGAAACUCUGUACAUGCCGACCAUGAUCAAGAGCCUCACCAUCAGUAGCAACAUCCCCUCUAUACUUGGCGAAUCUGCCAAGGCCUGGUGUAACGGUGGUCCCAGUCAGCCCUCUCCGGAGCCCACCAAGUUUGACCUGUGGGUGACGCCUGAGGACUCUACGAACGUCCUGAUUAAUAUGGAGGGUCUCAUUAUGACACCUCUCAAUGAUCCUGGUGCUAAUCGUAGUGGAGACACCCGUAGCUUGUGCUACAAGUUUGAGUGGAAAUCCCUUGCUGAAGUCGAAACCGAGCUUGAUAGCGAAGCUGUGGUGGCUGAUGAUCAUGCUAGCGAUCUGAAUGGGCAUGCCAAGGAGCCGAAUGGCCAUGCACAUACCAAUUCCAAUGGCCAUGCUACAGCAAAUGGGGAAGCACUUACCAAUGGUCAUACCAACGGGCAUGCAAAUGGCCUUACUAACGGCCAUACUAAUGGACAUCCAAACUCUGAUAUAAAGUCCAAUGGAAACGUCGAUGGUAAAAGCCAACGGCAGACUGAUAUCUUGAUCACGCAGUUUGGCAAGUCUGACGGGGCUUCUGACAAGCUGAUUGAGGCUAUUUCAGAAGACAGUAUCUACUGGAAGCCAUCGAUCUCCACUCUGGAGGAGAUCGAUUCCACCGGAAAGCAUGUCGUUGUCCUCCAAACAGGAACCCGGUCUCUGCGUGACCUUACCGUAGAUUCAUUUGAAAAUAUUAAGAGGACAUUGCUGAAUGCUUCCAACCUUCUUUGGGUUUAUCGUUUGGACAGGCCUGAUGCCCAAAUGAUUGUUGGUAUCACGCGCAGUCUACGGUCCGAGACGCUAGCCAAAGUCGCUACACUUGGUCUUGAAUUCGAGGAUCUCACAAAGCCUACAGUGCCAAUCGUUGCGGCUAUGAAUGCUUUGUGGCCUGCCAAUGGUGUGAAGCCAUGUGUUGACCUUGAGUUCCGGGCUAAGGGCGCCAAUUUGUUUGUGCCGCGGGUUCUAAGCGACGAAGCUGCCGAUGCUUUCGUCAAUAACGAGACUCACGAGAUGACCAUCUCAUCUCAGCCUUUCAACCAGCCGGGUCGCCGUUUCAAACUACAAAUUGGCAAUCUUGGCGCUCUUGACACUUUGUACUUUGCCGAUGAAGUUGUUGAACCCUUGGCCGAUGACGAAAUUGAGAUAGAAGUCAAGGCCACCGGCCUUAAUUUCAAGGAUAUCGUCGUCACCAUGGGCCAACUGGUGCAACCAUAUAUCGGUAUUGAGUGUUCCGGUAUCGUGUCGUCUGUUGGUAAGAACGUCAGCCACCUGUCGGUCGGUCAACGAGUCAUGGCCCUACCAUUAGGAGGCUAUUCAACCUAUGCUCGCUGCAAAGCAACCAGUGCUGCUCCCAUUCCAGUAAACAUGACUUUUGAGGUUGCUGCAACCGUGCCUGUUGUCUUCUGCACUGCAUACUACGCUUUGUUUGACUUAGGUCAACUCCAGCAAGGCGAGAGGAUCCUCAUCCAUGCAGGUGCUGGUGGUGUUGGCCAAGCCGCUAUCAUGCUAGCGCAAAUGACGGGGGCUGAGGUCUUUGUGACCGUUGGAAGCGUCGAAAAGAAGCAUUUCUUGAUGACACAGUAUGGCCUUCCAGAGGACCACAUUCUGUAUAGUCGGGACACGUCCUUCGGCCGCGGUAUCCGCCGUGCAACCAACGACGAGGGCGUCGAUGUUGUGGUCAAUUCGUUGGCUGGCGACCUUCUUCGCGAGACCUGGGAGUGCUUGGCACCGUUCGGGCGCUUUGUUGAAAUUGGAAAGGCGGAUAUCACCAAGAAUACCCGUCUGGACAUGCUGCCAUUUGAGUGGAAUGUCACUUUUGCCUCGGUUGAUCUGUCCAAAGUUGCAGCGCACAAGCCGAAGCUGAUGAAGCGGCUCUUGGAUUGUGUUACCUGUCUCAUGAAAAAGGGCGCUCUCCAUCCAAUUCUUCCACUGACUACAUACCGUAUCUCUGAGCUUGAGACCGCGUUCCGCACAUUACAGACUGGAAAGGCGAUGGGGAAGAUCGUGGUUGUUCCCCACCCAGACGACCAUGUGAAGGCUGUCUCGCCGAAGACUGGAUCGUCUAUCUUGAAGGCAGAUGCUUCCUACAUCCUGAUCGGUGGCACUGGCGGUCUUGGCCGCAGUAUGGCCAAAUGGAUGUCAUCUAAGGGUGCACGCAAUAUUGUACUUGUGUCUCGCAGCGCUUCUAUCAAUGAUCAGGUUCAGAAGCUCAUUGACGAACUGACGGUCACCGGUACUCGCAUCCUCGUCAAACCUUGCGACGUCAGCAGCAGACAGUCUGUUGAAAACCUUAUUAAGGUCGAAAUGAAAGACCUACCUCCAAUUCGAGGUUUGGUUCACGGCGCCAUGGUCCUUCGCGAUAUGCUCUUCGAAAAUAUAACUCUUGAUGACUUCCAGGCCGUUGUGACCAGCAAGGUUGACGGCACAUGGAAUCUCCACGAAGCACUUGCUGAUUCUCCCCUGGACUUCUUUGUUGCACUAUCCUCCGUGGCCGGAGUAAUUGGUAACCGUGGACAAGCAGCCUAUGCUGCUGCCAACGUCUUCUUAGAUGGCUUCAUGGAGUAUCGCCGCUCGCAAGGACUCCCUGGUACCUCUAUCGAUCUGACUGCUGUGCGAGAUGUAGGCUACCUAGCUGAAGUUGAUAGCAAGAGACAGCAAGAAGUUCUCAAGAACAUUGGAACAGAUGGCAUGUCUGAAGCCGAGGUUCUCGCGCUUCUUGCAGCUGCCAUCACUGACUGUCUAGAACCGUCCUGUUCUGGUCAAUUUGUCACUGGCCUUGAGCUCAGUACAUUGGACCAUUUCUGGGCGCAGGACGCCAAAUUUAGCGUGCUAUACGAGGCCGCAAAAGCCGCUUGUGGUAGUGGGCAUAGCGGGGGCGGGGGGCCCUCCACACCGCUGAACAUACUCCUUGCAAAUGCUCCAUCUAAGGAGGAGGCCCUGCAUAUCUGCUAUGAGGCAUUAGCGGCCAAGCUGGCGCAAGUACUAGUCAUAUCGUUGGAAGACAUGGACCCUUCGAUCACGGUGGCAUCGCUGGGUCUAGACUCACUGGUUGCGAUAGAGAUUCGCAAUUGGAUUGCACGGGAGGCGAAUGCCAAUGUUCAAGUGCUGGAACUGCUAUCGAGCGGGUCUCUGAUGGCGCUGGCUGAGAUCAUUUUGAAUAAGUCUCAGGCGUGA
This is a messenger RNA of Penicillium macrosclerotiorum, 3801 nucleotides long. Its product is annotated as type I iterative polyketide synthase. The coding region runs from base 1 to 3801 and encodes 1266 amino acids. Gene Ontology annotation, biological process: secondary metabolite biosynthetic process; fatty acid biosynthetic process. Lineage: Eukaryota; Fungi; Ascomycota; Eurotiomycetes; Eurotiales; Aspergillaceae. The record is from RefSeq and is a predicted model, not a curated record. Gene Ontology annotation, molecular function: oxidoreductase activity; fatty acid synthase activity; phosphopantetheine binding. The transcript has 3 exons.